Ruditapes philippinarum (Manila clam) is the source of this 7434-nucleotide messenger RNA. RefSeq names its product TBC1 domain family member 9B-like. The coding region runs from base 82 to 4050 and encodes 1322 amino acids. Gene Ontology annotation, molecular function: calcium ion binding. Lineage: Eukaryota; Metazoa; Mollusca; Bivalvia; Venerida; Veneridae. The record is from RefSeq and is a predicted model, not a curated record. The transcript is spliced from 28 exons.
UUCGAUUUAACAAAAUGGUGGACGCACUGUGGUACGGAAGUCCGUCAGCAUAAUAUUUUUGGUGUUUAUCCUGCUUUCAAAAUGUGGGUCAAACCUGAAGAAGUUCUUUUGGCUAAUGCAUUAUGGAUAAAAGAAUCAAAACCCCCCUUAUUUUGUCUACCCAGAGAAAAGGAAGGGCUUAUGGAGGGAGGGAUUGCUGGUUUACUUGUUGGUACAUGGGACACAGUUGUGGAUAAUAAGACACCUCCCUAUAGAAUAUUACAUCAGACCCCUGAGUCAGAGCUGAGUUACUCGGUUUCUAUGGCUAACAACAAGAAAGAUAUCACAAAAGACUGGGAAUGGAUCGAGUCCAACUUGAUGCAAACUUUAGGGGCAUUUGAGACAGAUGAUGAGGCUACAGAAUUUGUCAAAUGUAAAAUUGAGAGUAUGGUGGCCAACAAAGUAGACCCAAUUAAAGAAGAUGAAGAGACGAAAAGUUUUAAAAGUGCCACAAGAAAGUUCAUGAAGUUAUUCAACAUGCCAAAAGAGGAGAAACUAGUGAACCAUUACUCAUGUAGUUACUGGAAGGGCAAGGUGCCUCGCCAGGGCUGGAUGUACCUUAGUAUAAACCACAUGUGCUUUUAUUCCUUCUUGAUGGGCAAAGAAGCUAAAGUUAUAAUGAGGUGGACUGAUAUAACAAAAUUAGAAAGAGGAAACAAUAUGCUACUACCAGAAAGUAUAAAAGUGUCAACACGAGAGGGGGAGUAUGUGUUCUCGAUGUUCAUGCAUAUAAAUGAGACAUACCGAUUGAUGGAACAGCUCGCAAACAUGGCUAUGAAACAAUUAAUGUUAGAAGGAGGGUUUGAAGAGGAUAAAACAAUAUUAGACAGAACUAAAAAAAAGACGCCAAAGAAAAUGUCGAUGAUAAAACGAGAUCUCGAUGCCAGGGCUAGAAGUGAUGCUUACAGACUCGCAUUUAGUCUUCCAAUGCACGAGAAACUGGAUGGUGAUACAGAGUGUGUGAUAUUUACUCCGUUCAAUAAACAGAAUGUUUGGGGAAAACUUUACAUUUCCCAGAACUUUAUCUGUUUUUCCAGUAGGGUCAGGGAUCUAGUUACAAUGAUUAUACCUCUGAGAGAUGUAAAUACAGUAGAGAAAGUUGACAGCCCAGUUGGUGGCACGUUGUAUAUGAAUGCCAUGGUUGUCACUACUAAAGGAAAGGUAAAUGUAAUGUUCAGUCAGAUAGGACAGAGAGAUUUAAUCUUAGAGAAGAUUUCUGACUGUUUGUCACGACAACCAGCUCCCCGACGACGUCUCAACAGUCAGGUGUCCACAACGAGUGAGAAAGAUACAAACACCGCAAUUGUUGAAGGUGAAGAAAUUCAGUUCCAGCCAGCGUUAGUAAGCUUGUUUUGUAGACGUGGGUCUGAUGAGCUAACAGCAAAGGAGUCUGUAAAAGAACAUCUCUGGGAUGUCUAUUUUUCUGAAUAUGGCAGGGGAAUGUGUAUGUACAGAACUCAUAAAACUCAUGAGCUGAUGUUGAAAGGUCUACCAGAGAAAUACAGAGGUGAAAUGUGGAUGCUUUUCUCUGGAGCACUCAAUGAAAUGACAACACAUCAAGGUUACUAUGCAGAUUUAGUACAGCAGAGUUCAGGGAAAUAUACCAUGGCAACGGAAGAAAUAGAGAGGGAUCUGCAUAGAUCUCUGCCAGAGCAUCCAGCUUUCCAGUCAGAUCUGGGUAUUUGUGCCCUGAGACGUGUUCUAACAGCUUAUGCAUGGAGGAAUCCAAGUAUUGGCUAUUGCCAGGCUAUGAACAUAGUUACAAGUGUCUUGCUGUUAUAUACGAGUGAGGAGGAAGCAUUUUGGCUUCUUGUUGCCUUGUGUGAGAGGAUGCUGCCUGACUAUUAUAAUACUAGGGUUGUUGGUGCACUUAUUGACCAAGGUGUGUUUGAAGAAUUGAUCAAGGAUUAUCUGCCUAACCUUCAUCUAAAAUUGGAAACCCUCGGUCUUCUUAGUAUGAUCUCAUUAUCAUGGUUCCUUACAAUAUUUCUCAGUGUGAUGCCAUUUAAUUGUGCAGUAAACAUCCUUGAUUGUUUCUUCUAUGAUGGGGCAAAGGUAAUAUUUCAAGUGGCAUUAAACAUAUUAGACAACAAUAGUGAUGAGUUAUUGAGGUGUAAAGAUGACGGGGAGGCAAUGCCGGUCCUCGGCUCAUACCUGGAGAACGUGACGAACCGGGACACAACUAUGCCAACAGUUGACCAUACUAAUAUGAUGUGUACAGAUAAUGUCCCGAAGAAGUGCUCUGUUGAUGUGUGCGACUUGAUCGAAGAAAGUUACAGGAAGUUUGGUCAUCUGGAGAACCAGCAGAUUGGUCAGUUACGUCUGAAAUAUCGUCUACGAGUCGUACAAAACAUCGAGGACCAUACCAUGAAGAAUAUCCUGAGAAGCGUGUCAGAAAAGUCGAUGAUUAAGGGGAAAGAACUAGAAGACUUGUAUAUGUUAUUCAAGGAGGAGUAUUUGACGUCAUGUUACUGGAGGACCAAUCAGCAACCAGCAGACUUGGCAGACAAGUUUGACCCUUCACGACCCUAUUACGAGAUUUACAAAGUGGACUAUGACCAGUUUAAGACGAUGUUUCUAUCGCUAUCACCAUGGGCCAAAGGUCAAAGGGGCGGAGUCUUAGCACUGAGAGCAUUUAGGUACAUAGACAGAAAUGAAGACAACAUGAUAAACUUUAAGGAGUUUGUUGACCUCAUGUGUAAGAUGUGUAAAGCUGAUUACACGCAGAAAUUGAAACUUUUAUACGAACUUCACCAGCCCCCGGCUUUGUUGGAGACUGACGACAUGGACGAGGAAACUAUAGCCUCACCAAAGUCAGAUUCCACUGAAGAUGCUUUGGAGGCCACUAAUUUCUUUUCAGAAGAUGCUGACACCCCUAGCACAGAUAAUCCUGAUGACAUUGAGCUUCCCAGUUGUCCACCAGAGGAAGAACUUCCUGCUGAAGGUAGCAACAUUGGAAGCCAACAAUCUACAGCUGAAGCCCAGGAUAUUCCAAAAGGCGAGGGAGCACACGGCCCUAUUAUCUCCCCUCCUCAAUCACUCAGUGUUGUGUCUAGCUUGACAGAUUCAGACCCACCCAGUCCGAACACAAGUGAAGCUAAGUUGAUUACAGAGGAUCAGGGAAAUAGUAUCUCCUCUAGUCCAAUGAAGGUGAACACACCACUUGGAGAAAGCCCAAUGGGAGUGUUCAGCAGAAAAAGGGAGUUAAUCCGUGAAAGGUCGGGAAGUAAAGAAGAGUUCAGAAAUGUACCAAGACUAACACAGAGCCAGUUUAUUCAGAUGUGGAAAACCUUAUACGACCUUUUUGGUGGAGACCCUCAGGAACAAGAGCUAUACCACGCCAUAGCAACAGUUGGUACUCUUCUUUUGGAGAUAGGAGAAGUAGGCAAAAGAUUCUACCUCCAUAGAGAAGAGCCUUUAAGCUCAUCAUGUGCAAGUACGGAGAGUGCUAGUGAAACAAAUAGUUUGGCACAAGCAUUUAUCCCAGAAAUAAAAGAGGAUUCACCAUUGGUUGAGAGUAAAACGGAACUAUCCAAUGAAAUUGGAGAUAACAGUUUGAAUAAAGCUGCAGACGGUGCAGCAGGUGAUACUGUUACUGAUGAAGUCUCCUCCAAAGUAGGAGAGCUUGAUAUAAAUGUAGAAACUGAUGGAGACAAGCCUGAAAAAAUAGUUUCUAAGAAAUCGGACCAAGAGGAAAUUACUCCAGACCAUUUUUGUGAGCAGUCUGACCUAGUAAGCGAACAAUCUGCUACAGACAAUGGUAGUUUAGCUAGUGUGUCUGCUAAACGUGGCGAGAGGACCAUUUCUACAUGUUCAUCUAAAAUCGAUAUUGAUUGGUCAAUUAGCUUUGAGCAAUUCUUAGCUUCUAUGUUAACAGAACCGGCCUUAGUGAGAUAUUUUGAAAGACCAAUGGACUUGCACGACGCAAUAGACAAAACGAGAAAUCGACGUCUUUUGAUGCGUCAACAGAGCGCGCCAUUUGAGAUGAUCGAUGUUCAAAAAGCACCUUGAUGUCAAAAUGACUGUUCAAUGCAAUGAUAUUUUUAUUUUUGUCUGUCAUGUGAUUGGAAGAUAAGAAUUUGAUUGGAUAAUAAGAAAAUAAUUUGAUUAUGCUGUUAUUGGUAUCUUAUUAAGAAAUUAUUAUGUUAAUUAAAUUGUUUUAAAUCACAUGUUUAUGAUCAUUGUCAUAUUCAUUUUAUUUGAUUGGAUAAUGUACAACAUUUUCUUACAUGCCGUUUACAGAGGGUAAUAUAAACUAAAAACGGCCAAAAUAUGGGUUAAUGUACAUGUAUGUUGAGGUCCAUCUUUCGGUCUCAAAACACGGAGAUGUUAUCAUGCUUAUUUUUAUAGCAAAUGCCAAACAUCACUUUUUCCUACUUUAAAGAUACAUGUUACAUAAAGAAGGUAUGUGUAUUUUUUUCUCAAUAACAGCAUCUGGGUUAACUUGCAAAGGUCAUAGCUUUGUUUUACGUGAGCAGAGUUUAUUGAAUAAAACAUGGCCAAUCACUCCCACCAUAUAAAAGCCAAACUUGGAUCAUUGCCUUUUUUCCCUUUGUGAUAUCUGUCAUUAUUCUUUUCAUGUUAAACAUAUUCUUAUUGUACAAUUUUCCAACUUAAAUUGUGAAAUUGGCUAUUACUGAAUUUAAAAGUGUCCUUUCUUACUUUUAUUGGACAAAUAAUAAUGAUAGCGAAGGAUUGCCUUUAUUGCUGCUAGUACUUGGCCCUUCCCAUGCUAAAUCAGGACAUAUCUAAUACGGACAUGCCAUCUUUCACGUAGUUUGAUCAGACUUUUGAUGUUGACUAACUUUAGAUUUUCAUUUUGAUUCCCUUGAUAUUGGUAAGGUACUGUUCCAAAAAUGAAAGAUGGACAAGUCUUUUUAAAAAAAUUAGGGUUAAAAUGCUGAAAAUAUGAACAGACGGGAUCAAUAAGUUUUUUGGUUUGUUAAUAAAUUUAUAAUGGUGGAUAUUACAUUAUAAAGAUAAAGACAUUGCAAAAUGCACUUUGAGAAUGUUCAUAGAUUUAUGACUGUGAUAUACUUAAAAUUGUUUUCUACAUAAAUCUUAAACUGUUUGUGAAUGUUAAAAGAAAAUUCAUUUUUCAAAUAUUUUAACAUUAGAUGGGUAAUUAAUUUUGAUUUUGAAACUGCAAAUUUAUUAUUGUUUUCAUGUUGUGCAAUUAUUUAUUAACUCGCGUAACUGUAAAAUUUGCAUUAUUAUUACUUUCCACAUUGUGUAUAAAGUUGGUCUUUUUACUACAUAGGGUUGGUUAAAGAUUAUUUAAAAUGUGUAAAUGUGAAGCAUAUAUAAGAAGCGUAAAACAGUCCUGUGGUAUCAUCUGUGUUCAUUCAUGUGUAACUUUACAAAAGUUUCUAGACAUAUUUGAAAUAAUUAUAUUUCUUUUGCUUGAUACAACGUCUGUGGUUCUAACCAAGUACCUGGUCAUGCCACCUGAAAGAAUCCUUGAGACCAAGUGAUUAAUUAAAAGGUCACUAACUACACAUUAGUUGCUUUUGAGUGUUGUAGGUUCGAAUUCCAUCAUGGACAUGAAAAUAUCCCACUUGAAGAAGCUUAAAAAAACUUUCUAGCAGAAAGUUGAUGGUUCUGCUUUGGUUUUCUAGUCAUGUCUGAAAAUAACAACAGUAAACUUUUCUUUGCAUGACUAUUCUUGUUGCAUAGCACCUAUGCAUGUUUGAAAAUUAUUACCUUUAUUGGAUGCCUAGCCAUAUCUGAAAAUUACAACCUUGUGUGAGUGCCCAGUCAUGUCUGAAAAUUACUAUCGUGUUUAGGUGCCUAGCUAUAUUUUGCUUAGGCAACUAGGUAUGCCUGAAAAUUGCAACCUUGCUAGGCUGCCUAACCAUGUCUGAAAUUACAACCUUGCUUGGGUGCUUUGCCAUGCCAGAAAAUUGCAAUCUUGAUUAGGUGCCUAAUCAUGCCUGAAUUUUAUAAUGUUUUACAAUUGCUACUGAAAAUACAUUAAGCUUGCUUUGUCAUUUUCUAAAGCAUGAAUAUAUAAAUUAUACAUCUUCACCGUAUUGUUAUAGUCUGCCACUCUAUGUGUAUUCAACUAGAGUUGUCUCCCAUUUUAGGGAUGUAGUAUUUAAGAUACAACAAUACCCUUACUGCUUAGCUCAAUGUUUUGUUCAUAAACAAAUCUUAAAUGUGACCAGAAGACAAAUCGUCAUGAUGUUGUCUUUACUUGUUACUGUAGAAAAAGAAAAUACUUAAUUACAUGUAACUUGAUAUUUGCUCAUUUAGUUGUUUGAGACCCAAAAGUUGCAAUCCUGUAUGUGUUGUUCUUGUUCAUUAUUAUGCUAUUAAAAUUUUUUAUGUCAAUAAUGUUGACAAUGUUACAUGUAAUAUUUCACCAGUUAGUAUAUAGCAUAAUCCUUGUGUAUAACAUUAAAGGAAUUUGAGGUAAAAAAACCAUAAAAUUUGAAUAUAAGAUUUUAAAGAAGAUUAAUUUGGAAAAAUAGAUUGAGUAAAUGAUCUGAAAUUUUUGGACAUAAUUUAUUGGUAUAAACCACAUCAAAUGCUAUAAAUUCUUUUAAACAAUUCCAGUGAUGUUAAAAAACCUCAGUUUUAUUUCUUUAACUUUAUUUUAACUUUUCUGGUCGUUUGUGAUUGUUGUUUACAUUGAAUCCUUUAAUUAAACAGAUGCUAGGGGCAUGACAGGAAUUACAUUUUGCUUUAUCUCUAAUAAACCUAAUAGAAAUCAAGUUCAUUAAAAAUAUGUUUUUAAUUUUUGUGUUCAUUGAUCUUUUGGUAAUUUUCCCUCUCCAGAACGUUUUGUUUUGUCAAAACUAUGUCAAAAACAAGGUAUCCUGAAAAUUUAAAAUUCGGGCAUUAUAGUAAGUUGUCUUUUUUAUAUAAAAUAUGUAUGUUAGAUUUACAUGCAAAGAAAAUAAAUAAAAAUGUGCUUUUUUCCUUCUUUUUUUUUCAAGAUUGAAAUUUAUUUACUUGUGCAAUAAAUUUAUAUGUUUUUUAAUUAAAGCUGUUUGUUUCCACUUUGGAAACAUUUUUCCCCCUCUAUACACACAUACAAUGUUCUUGAUAAGUGUUGACUAACAGCACUAACAUAUUGUCACAUGUCUUUUUUUUAAACAUUUCCUGAUUCAUAAAAAAUUAAGUUAAUGAUCAGAACAAAAUAAUUUUCUGCUUGCAUUUUCCUUACUUGUUAAAAGCUUGUCAGCAAAAUCAGUGUGGUAUUGUACAUUUUCUUUGUACUACAACAUAAAAUUUGAAAGGAACUUGUCAGGAUCAUUUUGUUUCCAAAUGUGAACUAGUGGCUCUACCAAAAACAAAAAUCUUUGAGUUAUAUUCACUGAACGAGCUGAAGAUGUUUAUGUACAGUUUCACAACGGGUUUACAUCAAAGGGGCAUAAAAGGUGGGGUUUU